Messenger RNA from Marchantia polymorpha subsp. ruderalis, 2758 nucleotides. The record is from the annotation of a GenBank genome assembly. NCBI's taxonomy places the organism in Eukaryota, Viridiplantae, Streptophyta, Marchantiopsida, Marchantiales, Marchantiaceae.
UGCGUUUGUAAAACCUGAAUUUUAUGGUAAAAUUUUCUCUGUUGUAGAUAUUAUUGUUCGGUUCAUGUUGAUAGUUUCAGGAAUCGACUUGGGGAUCCUUCGCCGGAUCCUUGGCCAUGACUGCUGAAGGUCCCGGAGAACGACAUAUUAGCGGACAAUCAUCAUGAGAGUGUUUGUUUGUCAAUGAAUGAGAAUCCUAAAAACCUAUGACAGUGAAUCUUUCCCUUGAUACCCACAUCGCAUGUCCUCAAUUCCCAUUCACCAAAAGGUAGUCGUGUGCAGGAAUAGUCGUCAUCGGGCUCGACUUUUCCCUUGUAAUCAAUCUCCUGUUAAACCGAAUGUUGCCCUGAUGAACAUUACAAGUCUUGACCGUAGUUUGGUAGCAAAUACAUGCCACCACCGGUACACAGUACCCACGAAAGACAUGUCAAACGUCAGUUUCUGGCGCCCAAAGCGACGGAAGUCACAGGCCCGAUCGCUACUGACAGAAUUCCAGCGAGUGAGCGGACAUUUUUCUCGAAAGCUUCACGGUUGCUUCUGAUACUGGACAUGAUUGCGCCCGUGCCAGCCGGAACGGCCGAUCGUCCUUGCUGAGAUUCGUUGAAGCCUUCCCAGAUUUAUUGGUUUUGCUUCUCUUCUCUUUCUGUGAUUGACGCUCUGAAGGGCGUCGGAACUGUGGAUGUGCGUGGUGUCCACACUGUCAUCGUGGAAUCUAUGAAGUCUGGGCCCACAAGGAUUCUGCUGCAAUACUCGGAUCUUCGAGCGAGCUAGCGAACGAGUGAGUUCGAGGUCUAAUUUGCACUGAUGAACGUGGCGACUGCUGGCCCCAGGCAAUUAAACUACAAUUCUCCCAGUUGGCGAACUGUGAAGAUUCUGAACAGAUGUCUCAGUCAUCCCCGUUUCAGUCCACGACAAACAUUAGGAGUCGAGGACGGACACAGAGCUCGCCCUUCUCUUGAGCACGUGAACAUGAUCUCCGACAUCGAGAGCUCGGUCUGUGACCACCGUGAGGGACGCUUGAACUGCGUCAGACGAACUGUGGCAUACGCACGAGCCACUUCGUCGACCGUUCUUCAGCCUCUCCUCGUCGAUGGCAGUAGACGAGAAGAAGAGCCGAAGCUUUGUGUCCAUCGUGGCGGUGAAAGUCCAGGGCGUGACCGAACCCCCUGAACUGCUGAACAUGCGCAUACAUAUGCACAUCAUUCGCUGUCAUCUUCGUGCUCCUCGAUUCUUCGAGCCCCAAGGGAGGUAGGUCGUCGCCCUUUCACAGCCCCGGUCGCAUCGAAACAGAGGACCUGUCUCUCCAAUAAACCAAAAGAUACACGUCGAGAAAUCCUUCUGAAUCCCUCUGGCUCUGAACAAUUCGUGGGGAUCAGCAGAAGCAGCACUACCAGCAGCCAGUUCGUCCCAAUAAGAAGGUCUCUCUCCUCCGUCUUCCUCAGCAUCAAUCAUUCAACCAUUCCUCUCUUCCGCUCGAUAGUUCUACAUCUUCUGCGCCGGAAGAGCAAUCUCGGACCUCGAAGUACAACCUCUUUCCACCCUCGCUCGAGAGUCGGCGAAUCAGUGAACGAAUCGAUCGAUCGAUCGAAGGAAGGGCGAGAGAGAAGAGAAGAUGUCGACGGACGUGGGAUUCAGCGGAGACGAGACGGCGCCGUUCUUCGGCUUCAUCGGGGCAUCGGCGGCGCUCGUGUUCUCAUGCAUGGGGGCGGCGUACGGGACGGCUAAGAGCGGGGUCGGAGUGGCGAGCAUGGGAGUCAUGAGGCCGGAGCUAGUGAUGAAGUCCAUCGUGCCCGUGGUCAUGGCCGGAGUGCUGGGAAUUUACGGGCUCAUCAUCGCUGUCAUCAUCAGCACGGGCAUCAACCCCAAGGCCAAGCCCUACUACCUCUUCGACGGAUACGCGCAUCUCUCGUCCGGUCUGGCCUGUGGACUGGCAGGGCUCUCGGCCGGCAUGGCCAUCGGCAUCGUCGGAGACGCUGGAGUGAGGGCUAACGCCCAGCAGCCCAAGCUCUUCGUCGGAAUGAUCCUCAUCCUCAUCUUCGCCGAGGCGCUCGCUCUCUACGGCCUCAUCGUCGGUAUCAUCCUCUCGUCCCGUGCCGGCCAGUCCAGGGGCGAGUAGGAACCUUUCCUCGCGCGCGUCUAUUUUUUGACCGGGGUUUCUCGUCCGGCCGCCGCCUUCUUCUUCUUCUGUGAAAAGCGCGCGGGGCAGACCGUGACUUUUGUGUCUCGGUUUAUUUGAUCAUUUGUAGAUCUGAGGAAAAAACCAUCAACUUCCAGCCACAUGUGUCGACCCUCUCUUGUUGUGCAAAAAUAAAGCUCGGAGUCCUUUCUCGAUCGGUGAGCAUCGCUUGAGUGCGUGCGGAAUCGGAUGAGUUUCAGGAUGCUUGAUAGAAUGAUAAAUGUAUCGUCGUCUGCUGAAUCUUUUGCGCGAGGUGCACGUGAUUAGGGGCUAGCUUUCGUUACUUAGCUUUCGGUUCGCGAUCACUCAAGAUUGUAGAUCCGAUAUUGCAGUGUCACUGCGCACAGAGCAUCGAUUGUAGAGUCUAUUCAUCAUAUGUAUGGAUGAAGAAGAAGAGAUCCAACGAGAUUCGUUGGACUCAUUGGAGAAUUGCUUCAAGUCUAUGGGAUCUCCAGCAUGCUUCAAAUAUUACGUGGAGAAACAGAGAGUUGACACUCACGAAGAUGAUUGAACGGAGUGAUGGUCUCACGAGUCCGGGUCAGCAAUGACGAAGGAUUGAAUGUGUAUGUUAGUAGCCAGUGC